GGUGUGGGGUGGGGAGCACUAGGGGACCCCCCCGGUCCCCCCCAGCCCCACCGCCCGCUGGGUUCACACCGCAGCCCGUGGGGGCACCGGGACGUGUUUGCACGGGGACCCGUCACGUUUGCACGGGGACAGGUGACAUUGGCGCGUUGGCACCACGGUUGGGUUUGCACGGGGAGCAGCGGCGUUUGCACCAGGGUCGGGUUCGCCCCAAGGAUGGGUUUGCGUGGGGACCCGUCACGUUUGCGACCGGCGUUGGGUUUGCACCAGGGUCGGGUUCGCCCCAAGGAUGGGUUUGCACGGGGCCGGGUCGUGUUUACACCAGAUGGGGUUUGCACCACCAGCGCUGUGGCUGCACCGGGGUGGUGUUUGCACAGCGAUGGGGCCGCUUUGCACCAGGGGACAGGUGACACUGUCGCAUUUGCACAGUCGUGUUUGCACCAGGGUGGCGUUUGCACCAGAGUUGUGUUUGCACCAGGGUUGUGGCUGCACUGAGCAACCCUUUGCACCACGGUUGGGUUUGCACCAGGGUCGGGUUUGCACAGGAUUGGGGCUGAUUUGCACCAGGGUCGGGUUUGCACCAGGGUCGAUCACGUUUGUGCCCAGUUGUGUUCGCACGGGGUUGGGGCCGCUUUGCACCAGGGUUGUACUUGCACGAGGCUCUCACCCCACCGGGGUGUGUUUGCCCCGGGGGAGUGUGUGUGUGUGUCCCAUUUACCUCACGGGUGCAUUUGGCCUUUGGGUAUAUUUGCCCGAGAGGGGUCCCCUUUGCCCCCCGUUGUCCCCCUUUGUCCCCCUUUGUCCCCCUUUGUGCCGCCCCCCCCGGCGCUGUCCGUGGUGCUGCCCGCGCGGCGCCGCCUCCCGCCCGCAGAGGGCGCCCUGCGGGGCAGGGGGGGAGCUGGGGGUGCGAUGAGUUUGGGGGGGUCUCAGCAGCCGCCCCCAACCCCACCCCCAAUCCUCUUCUCUCCCCAAUCGGUGAGCUGCUCCCCCCUCCAGCUCCCGGCAGCGAGAAAGGCGGCUCUUGGCGUGCUGCCAUCAGUAGGCUUCAGGGGUAACGCCGCUGCCCGAGUGCUGGGCGUCAAGGCAAGGAGCUGGGGGGGAGUUCUCCUCUCCCCCCCAGGGAGCGCCAUGGACCCCCCUGGACCUCCCCGAGCCACCUAGACGUGUCCCCAACUGCCACCACCACCCCUUUGACCACCCCACUCCAAGGGCAGCAGGAUGGCCCAGCAGCGCCACGGCGUCCCCCCGCCGCUCAAGACGGAGGAGGACUACAUCCCCUACCCCAGCGUGCACGAGGUGCUGGGCCGGGAGGGGCCGUUCCCCCUCAUCCUCCUGCCGCAGUUUGGGGGGUACUGGAUUGAGGGCACCAACCACCAGCUGAGCGAGGCGCCCGAGUCUCCCCCCACCCCAGCACCCAGCAUCCGGGCAAAGCUAGAGGGCAACCACACGGCCAAGAUCUACCGCAAGCACUUCUUGGGCAAGGAGCACUUCAACUAUUACUCCUUGGACCCGGCGCUGGGCCACCUGGUCUUCUCCCUCAAGUAUGACGAGCAGGAGCAUCUCCACCUGCUGCUGCGCACCCGCGCCCGCACCCUGCAUGACGUGGUGCCCAUCUCCUGCCUGGCCGAGUUCCCUAACGUGGUUCAGAUGGCCAAGCUGGUGUGCGAGGACGUCAACGUGGAUCGCUUCUACCCCGUGCUCUACCCCAAGGCGUCCCGCCUCAUCCUCGCCUUCGAUGAGCACGUACUCAGCAACCACUUCAAAUUUGGGGUCAUCUACCAAAAACUGGGGCAGACCUCCGAGGAGGAGCUCUUCGGCACCACGGAGGAGAGCCCGGCGUUCACCGAAUUCCUCGACGUCCUGGGCCAGCGGGUGCAGCUGCGGGAUUUCAAGGGGUUCCGGGGAGGGCUGGAUGUGACCCACGGGCAGACGGGCAGCGAGUCGGUCUACUGCAACUUCCGCGACAAGGAGAUCAUGUUCCACGUCUCCACCAAGCUGCCCUACACCGAGGGGGACGCCCAGCAGCUGCAGCGGAAGCGUCACAUCGGCAACGACAUCGUGGCCAUCGUCUUCCAGGAUGAGAACACCCCCUUCGUCCCCGACAUGAUCGCCUCCAACUUCCUCCACGCCUUCGUGGUGGUGCAGCUGGAGCAGGGGGGCUCCCAGGGGACCCUCUACAAGGUUUCCGUCACCGCGCGUGACGAUGUGCCCUUCUUUGGGCCACCGCUGCCGGACCCUGCUGUCUUCAGGAAGGGCCCCGAGUUCCAGGAGUUCCUGCUGACGAAGCUCAUCAACGCCGAGUACGCCUGCUACAAGGCCGAGAAGUUCGCCAAGCUGGAGGAGCGAACGCGAGCGGCGCUGCUGGAGACGCUGCACGAGGAGCUGCAGGCGCGCAGCCAGGCCAUGCUGGGGCUCGGCCCCGACGAGGAGCGCCCCGACAACGGCGCAGCCCCCGGCUUCUUCGAGUCCUUCAAGUCGCUGCUGGUGCCCGGGAGCCGCCGGGGACGCCGCGGCAGCGCCAUCGGGCUGGGCUCGGUGGAAGAGGCGCUGCUGGUGCCCGGGAAGAGCCCUUCGCGGCGGCGGCCCGGCCCGCUCGGCUCCCGCCGCUCCAGCGCCAUCGGGAUCGAGAGCAUCCAGGAGGCGCCGGGCGGCAGGGACGGCCCCGCCGCCGCCCCCGAGGGCGCCUGCUCCGCGCACAGCUCGCCCGAGAGCCGCCGGCACCGCGACAGGCCUGAGAAGCCGGAGGCGCCCGAUUUCUCCCGCUCCUCGUCCAGCGCCAGCAGCUUCGGCAGCGCCACGGAGGAGCCCAGCGAGCCGGGACGGGAGAGCCGCUCGCCCUCGGGGACCCACCGCGACGCCUUCCCUGACACCCCCUGGCCGGAUGACCCCCCCGGGACCCCCCCAGGCCGCCGCCCCCCUGACCCCCCCUGCCCUGAGAUCAAAAUCCAGCUGGAGCGACCCCCCCCGAAUCCGGUGAGGCUCUGCCGCCCCCCUCCCAGUGCACCCCAGUUUGGGGGCACCCAUACUGGGGGGCACCCACUGAUGUCCCUCCGCACAGGGCUCGUAGUCCCCCCGUCACCCCGGGGGGGUCAUCGCCAGCCCCCCCCUCUUCGUGCCACCCCUGUGCCAGGAGCUGAAGCCAUCAUCCCCGGGGCAGGAUUUGGGGGGACCCCCCCAAAAAAUCGGGGGGUGUUCCCCCCUCCAGACAAUCUCUGUCACCCCAAAUACCCCUGGGGGGGGUGACGCACCGCACAGGGCCCCCCCCCUCCCCUGAGACCCCAACACUGCGUGGGGGCCCCCCCAAAAUGAAAAGCAGCUCCAACCUCAGCAUCACCCCCCCAAAAAAAAAGAGAGGGGUUUAAAUCCAGGGCAAACCCAAAGCGGGGCUCCCUCUUUCCCUCCCCCCUUUAUUUCAAGGGAAAAAAAGCUCUGGAAUGGGUUGGAUGCUGGAAUUUGGGAGGAGGGGGGAACAUUUUUUCAAGGCCCCCCAAACCGUGUUUGUGUUUCCCAUGAAUCCUGUAUAAAAUAAAGGUUUAUUUAUCGCUACAGACGGGGGGCGUGGGGGGGGCCCCGAUAUCUGGGGGGUUCCCCCAAACCCCCAAGCAUCCACGAGUGUCUUAAAACCACCCCAAAUCCACCUAUUUGGGGGUCACUUACCCAAAUUUGAGGCUUUUUGAUACCUCCAAGCUGGAAGGGAAAAAGCUCCAGAAUGGGUUGGAUGCUGGAAUUUGAGGGGGGGUGGGGGGAAACAUUUUUUUCCAGCCCCCCCCAAACCGUGUUUGCAUUUCCCAUGAAUCCUGUAUAAAAUAAAAGUUUAUUUAUUGCUAC
Messenger RNA from Cuculus canorus (common cuckoo), 3825 nucleotides. It is a transcript of the gene RAP1GAP, whose product is annotated as RAP1 GTPase activating protein. Gene Ontology annotation, molecular function: GTPase activator activity. The transcript has 20 exons. Gene Ontology annotation, cellular component: membrane; cytoplasm. The record is from RefSeq and is a predicted model, not a curated record. Gene Ontology annotation, biological process: activation of GTPase activity; regulation of small GTPase mediated signal transduction. NCBI's taxonomy places the organism in Eukaryota, Metazoa, Chordata, Aves, Cuculiformes, Cuculidae. The coding region runs from base 1216 to 3240 and encodes 674 amino acids.